Cydia fagiglandana is the source of this 4320-nucleotide messenger RNA. It is a transcript of the gene NGR-A23, whose product is annotated as RYamide receptor-like. Gene Ontology annotation, molecular function: neuropeptide Y receptor activity. Gene Ontology annotation, cellular component: plasma membrane. Gene Ontology annotation, biological process: G protein-coupled receptor signaling pathway. The record is from RefSeq and is a predicted model, not a curated record. NCBI's taxonomy places the organism in Eukaryota, Metazoa, Arthropoda, Insecta, Lepidoptera, Tortricidae. Bases 1 to 1668 code for a protein of 555 amino acids. The transcript is spliced from 11 exons.
AUGUAUGCUGAUGACGUUGCUGCGAUUGUUACUGCUCCGAAUGGAGAUGGCGUUGAGAAGGCGUUGAACGAGGCAGCGGCGCAGCUUGCUUAUUGGUUCAGAACCAAUGGCUUAGCUCUCAACCUUAAGAAAACGCACUUCAUGCAAUUUAAUUUAUCUGGUCGCCAAGCAGCGCCGCUGGCUGUUGAAAUUGAUGGAACGCUGCUGGAACAAACCACUGCUACAGCUUUUCUGGGUUUUGAGAUAGACUCGGGCUUGAAUACAACCAGUUUUUCUCAAGACGACGACGCGGACUGGCCGAGAAGCAUUAUAUUCGAAGAGUACUUAAAUCAAAAUGGCACAAACACUACACUGGAAACGUUGUACGACGUGCCAACUGGCAUGAUCGUGCUCCUUUCGUUCCUGUACGGCUCGAUAUCGGUGCUCGCCGUCGUGGGAAACUUCCUCGUGAUGUGGGUGGUGGCCACGUCGAGACGGAUGCAGAGUGUCACCAACUGCUACAUAGCGAACUUGGCGCUGGCUGACAUCGUUAUUGGACUCUUUGCUGUACCGUUUCAGUUCCAAGCUGCGCUGUUGCAGCGAUGGCUGCUACCACACUUCAUGUGCCCGUUCUGCCCGUUCGUGCAAGCACUGAACGUCAACGUCAGCGUGUUCACGCUCACAGCCAUUGCCAUUGACCGGCAUCGUGCCAUCAUCACACCACUGAGCGCCCACACUUCCAAAAGGAUAGCGAAAGUUAUAAUAGUUUUCAUAUGGGUGUUGGCAUUCCUGCUAGCGGCUCCCAUGGCCAUGUCGUGGGAGGUGACCAUGGUACCAGAACUGGAUCCAGUUACCAAGCUGUUGUACAAGAAACCAUUUUGUGCUCCGAGUGAAUUUGGAUUACAUUCCUUGGCAAUUUAUCGACUAAUAUUAUACAUUUGUCAGUACAUCAUCCCUCUGUGCGUAAUAACGUUCGCAUACGCACACAUGUCCUUGAAGCUGUGGGGCGCACGAGCGCCAGGAAACGCGCUGGAAAUACGGGACGCGAACCACAUGAAAAAUAAAAAAAAGGUUAUAAAAAUGCUGGUGUUGGUCGUGGCGCUGUUUGCGCUCUGUUGGCUUCCUUUGCAGAGCUAUUUAUUGCUUCAAUCGUUUUUUCCUUCAAUAAACGAAUACAGAUACAUAAACGUAAUAUUCUUCUGUUUUGACUGGCUGGCGAUGAGCAAUUCGUGCUAUAACCCCUUUAUCUACGCUAUUUACAAUGAAAAGUUCAAAAAGGAGUUUAAGCAGCGAUUCACAUUUGGAAAAAAACCGAUGCGAUUUGACAGUUACGAGGAUGGACAGUCGUAUCGCACGCGUGUUUUAUCGUUCCGUUCGACGAAUGAUCGCAGCGUUUACUCGGCGAGAAAAUCGGCCAGCCUAGCGCCCGUCGACGGCACGCGUACCUCCCGCUCUUCCUGCCACUGUAUCCGAAAUCUGGACUCGCAAAGAGAAAAUGGUUUCCGGUCAAUGAAGGACCUUGAUGCUCACAAUCUAAAUCAAACGUUCAACAGCACUAAAAGGCGGCUCGAGACGAAAAUAUCCAGAGACGACUUACCCGUAGGCGACGAGAGAGUCAGCGAGUUGUACAUUUUUCCCAACAGUAACAUUGUCGAAUUCACAGACAUAUCCUAUGACGAUAAAGUGUAAAUGAACGUUCCAUAUAAUAAAUGUGAUUUCUGUCAUAAAAUAAGCAUAGUACCUAUAGUAGAUAAGAAAAUGUGAUUUGUUACACUAAUUGUAACCGACACCAAGUGUCACAACGUAGAAAGCUACGAUAAUCUAAUCAAUAAUGUAAAUUGUGUACAUAACAGUAAACAUGAACUUAAACUAUUCGUUAUUGUAACUGUUAGUAAGUAUUAUUUCUAAAUUAAGCUUAACAUUUAAAAGAUCGUUUGCAAAAGACUGUACAAUUCCAGAUUAUUGUAAACUGUGUAGAAAAUAAGAAUCUAGGUUAAUCCAUGUUUUCUGAUAAAGUCAAUCUAGGCGUAAAGAACACAAGAAUAGAAUGCUGUGAAUUAUUCCGCCAUAAAUCCAACGUAACGAUGUGGAUAACCAUUAAUUCAUUCGCGCUGCAAUAGCCUCCUAAGGUCCACCCAUACAAAUAAAAAAUUUGCCACUAAUAUUUGAACCUACAAUGUAGGCAAUAGUGUUGAUUUUGCGUUGUUUAAAAACUGAACGAAACAAACCAAAAGCAACUCUGCUCCAAUCGAAUAUGGUUUAAAUUCCAUUGAACUGAAUAAGUACUAUAUAGUAACAGCACCAGUCAUGGGACAUUUAAGAGGGAAUUUGGAGUAUUUGUGAUAUUUCCCUAAUACAUGUGAAUGGUCUACCGCUUAGCGUAUUGAAAGAUGAAAGUCCUACCCGUCUUUCAUAUUUCAGGCGUGUUGUAUCAAAGAUACUGCAAUGAGUUUCCACAUACUUAACAAAUUAAAACUAUGCUAUUUUUCUCCAGUCAUGGACACCAAAGCUCCAGUAAUGGGCCCCCCAGUAAUGGACACUGCUCUAUCAGUAUAAAAUAUUGAAAUAGGUCGUCAGAUCUGGUCCAUGUUAUCAUAAUAUUGCAUUAUCAUCCGAUUUGCAUAUUUAAUUACGAAUACAAAAUUUCAACUCAAUCGGAAAACGGGAAAGUGGCUCAAACUCGGCUACCAAGAUUUGACCCACACUAAAAAACGAUAUUAAUUUAUCCGAAGUCCGAGCAUACCUCCUGAUUGACAUAUUUCGUAACUACAUUUAACUUUUGUAUUGUUUAAACAUGAAAUGAUGGCAUGGCAAGCAUCAUUAUGUAAAUUGUCCAUUAUAGGAGGUAUGCAGUUUUACAGCUCCUAUAAUGGGAUUGGGCCAAAUACCACUAUUUUUUUACAUCUGUGGAGUCACAACAUAGUAUGUUGUAUACCUUAUCUCAUGGUAAAUGCAAAUUAACAAAACACAUUCUAGAUUUCAUCAAAUAUUAAUUAAUUAAAAUUUAAUAAAUUAACUCACCUCUCUUAGCGAAGUUGUUAAGAAUUCGUAGUGGUAUUUUUUUUCAGUGACACGACAACUUUUGGGUUGACGCCAAUUUCUUAAAAAACAACCAAAUUUAAUAAAAAUUCAAACUGAAACAGCUCUAGGACUCUUAUUUAUGAUAAUAUACAGGCAGUGUUUAUAAACUACUUUUAGACACUUAUUUUACAGGAUUUGUGGUUUUUUGUCCCAUUACUGGUUCCACGCCCAUCAUAGGGUACACUACUAUAGGUAGGACCUUGGGCCUUAGGAGGAUAGGGUAGGUAUUUCGUCUGAACUGACAUGCUACAAUACUGUCUGUUUCACGUGACUUGAUAUUGUUCAACAUAGUUCAGUUAUACACCGCCUAGUCUUUGUUGUAGUCAAGUAAACAUUUUCAGACAUCCGAUGCUUAGAGCACAGAUCUAGACCGAAAAUGUUAAUUAAGAUUUACCAAGCUAACCUCCUAUUAGCAUUUCCAUAGAUAAGAAAAGCCUUGUAUCAAAGGCGACGUAAAAUCUCAGCAACAGAAAAUCUGGCAACUUGCCACACCACUUCUAGUAAGUAGCCUGUUAUUCUAUAUUAGAUAUCGCUAUCGAAUUUCGAAACUACGAUACGGUUAGACUCUCGGACAAUAAAACUGUUUUCUUAGAUACAGUUCGGAUACGAUUGCAAAAGUUUGAUAAACGGAAAAAUGACUUGGAUAUGUAAAAAUAGUAGUAACAAUAAACACCGCUAUUACCGGGAAUCAUCCAGAGCACAUUGGCUAUUUCUGUGGUAACUGUAAAUGUUUUGAUGGUUUUAGUUGGAAACGAAUAUUAACCGAGUAUCAUAGAAAUAACUACAACACAAGUUGCAUUAUAGAUAUAAUAUACCUACCUAUGUUACUUAACAUGUUCUUUGUCUCCAUAGAAGAAUGCAUUUAUAUUGUUGUAUGUCUGUCAUUCAAAUAAAUUAAAUAUAUAACAAACACAGAUAUAAUCUAGCAUUCUAGAAAAUACGUAAUAAUGAUGACUCCCGUCUCAUGAUAAAUGUUUAUGGAACUAUUAAUUGUCCUAAUUCUUUAUGUAUUAAUAUAUUUAGACAGUUUCAUUUACCACCACGUCCAUAAGCUUGAUUCGACAUGCAAAUUGACUUCGAGUUGGUCUCAUUUUGUUAUUAUUCUCUACUGCAUAUUGCUUGUACUUAUGUGCGAGAUGCCUGUGACUAUGAGUAAUCCGCAUGAUUUGUUCGAGCCCUGGUAAUAAGUAAUAAGAAAUAAAAAAUCAACAGAUUUUAAAAAAUUCGAAGCUCUAUGAAUCAUAUCACUGACAUUACAUA